GCUCAUUUCUCUUCGUUUCAACACACAGAAAGCAUCUUACUUCCUAAGCUUUAUCUUCUCUUAAGCUUUUUUCUCUUCAAGAAAUGACUUCUUUUGUUUCUAAACUACUCCUUUUUAUCUCUUUAUUUCAAGUCUCCUUGGCUGCAAGAACUCUUAAUGAGCUUGUACAAGAUCAAGGGUCUCAACUCUUGCAAUACCACAAUGGUCCUCUUCUUUCUGGAAAAAUUUCUGUUAAUCUCAUUUGGUACGGAAAGUUCAAGCCUUCCCAGAAAGCCAUCAUCUCAGAUUUCAUAACCUCACUGUCUUCUUCUUCAUCGGCUAGAAUUAAUAAGCCUUCAGUCGCCACUUGGUGGAAAACCACUGAGAUAUACUACCACCUAAGCUCCAGAAAAUCCAGCCUUUCUCUCUCUCUCGGAAAACAAAUUGUUGACGAGAAUUACUCGCUUGGAAAAUCACUCUCAAACAAACAGCUCAUAGCUUUGGCCUCAAAAGGUGAGCAAAAAAAUGCCAUAAACGUAGUGUUGACGUCUUCUGAUGUAACCGUUGAUGGGUUUUGCAUGAGUCGAUGUGGGACUCAUGGGUCUGCUCCGGGGUCCAAGAGUGGCCAAAUUAAGGGCAAGAACUACAAGUUUGCCUACAUCUGGGUUGGUAACUCCGAGACUCAGUGCCCUGGUCAAUGCGCAUGGCCAUUCCACCAACCGAUUUACGGACCGCAGAACCUACCUUUGAUUGCACCAAACAACGAUGUGGGUCUUGACGGAAUGGUGAUCAAUUUGGCUAGCCUUUUGGCUGGAACCGCCACUAACCCAUUUGGAAAUGGCUACUUUCAGGGCCCAAAAGAGGCACCACUGGAAGCUGCAUCAGCUUGUCCUGGUAUAUACGGCAAUGGGGCUUAUCCUGGUUAUGCAGGGAACUUGUUGGUGGACUCUACAACUGGCGCUAGCUACAAUGCAAAUGGUGUCAAUGGAAGGAAGUACUUGCUUCCUGCUCUCUAUAAUCCGUCUACAUCGUCUUGCUCAACUUUGGUUUAAGAAUGGAAACGUCCAGUAAUUAUUACUAGAAUGUAUAUGUAAUUAUAUAGCUGGAGAUAGUUCAAUUCUUUGAUUUGUUGUUCAUUUUUUAUGCUUUUGCGGAUCGAUAAUGAGAGCAAAUUGGUUGGGUUCGCUUUUUUCAAACAAAAA
Mangifera indica (mango) is the source of this 1181-nucleotide messenger RNA. Its product is annotated as protein PHOSPHATE-INDUCED 1-like. The transcript has a single exon. The coding region runs from base 84 to 1031 and encodes 315 amino acids. NCBI's taxonomy places the organism in Eukaryota, Viridiplantae, Streptophyta, Magnoliopsida, Sapindales, Anacardiaceae. The record is from RefSeq and is a predicted model, not a curated record.